GCAGGCAAGAAGUGCUCGGCACCAUUAUGAGCACCCAGAGCUGGAGGAGAAGAUCAGGAAAACACUGGACCUGAGCACAUACGCACACACACACACACACACACACAUAUACAGGGUGGACCCCUUUUCCCAAAACUGUCAUCUUUGCUGUUCCUCUUCUCUUGCAUGCUUAUGGAGGGGAGAGAGCAAGACAUAUGGUGAAGAGGGGAGCGAGCCAUCACCAGCACAAAGCCACUCUGAGCUUUUGAAGCAGGUAAAUUCACGCAGGAAAUCAGUCUGACUAUCUCUGCUUCUUUGUGAUCAGGACAGGAAGACUGUCCUUGGGAAAAAGGACAAGAAAACCAGGUGGAGCGUGAGAAAGGUGGGAGAAGGCAACACAUGGACGAAUGAAUCUUUUGAGCGUUUUGAAGGUAGACUAAGCAAAGUAGUGCCAUAAGUUUAUGCCUUGUAUAUGUGCUCACCCAGAGGAACACAGAGAACUUGGUGUUAUUGUAUGUGUAUUGCAAUGACAAGAGCUAUAAAAAGCCAAUAGUAAACUCCUCACCUCACACUACAGUCUAAUCUGCCUUAAAAAUCAAGCUACAAAAAGGACUGUUUGAUGUACCAAAACCUGAAGUUUGUUUUUGGAACAUGACACUGGAGAAAAGAGAAAGUCAAAGUCAUACUACGUAUUAAGUACAACGUUGCAUGUUUUUUCCUGGAAAAGAAGAAGUGAACAUUUUACUCUCAGUGCCAAUUUUGAACUGGAUAAGUGUGUGACUGGGCUUCAACCAAGAAAACAUGCUCAUCCUGCCUCCAUGCAAAUGGGCAAGGGAAUGUGGUGGGUGCUCAUAAUGUGUUAACCAGAGACAGUGAGGAUUUCAUGAGCUGUAGCUUUGUUGUGGGAGUUUCAGCAAGCCAGAGUCCAGAUUAUUUAUCCGAUUUUUUAAGGGGAUAAAUCUAACUUGCUGGCUCAUUUCAACACUAUCUUUCUGGAACCCAUUAUUGAGUGGCUGGAUCAACUGAAACAACUUGGCCUCUUGUUCAUGAACCUACUCCAGUGGUAUAACAAAUGUUGUUUGGCAGCCUAUGACCUCUGAUGUCAGUCACCAUUGUUUCCCAAAUGGUGGUUCCUGCUCAGGAUGUUUGUGUGACCACAGCCUACACAUUUUAGACUGCAAAAUGACCACAGACGUCACGUACCCCCUCCCCCUGAACGUCUAUAUCAUCAUUCUUGGCAUUGGCUUAUUCAUCUUUAUGUUGAGCCUCAUCUUCUGUUGCUAUCUGUUCAGCCUGAGACGACAGGUCACACGGGAGCAGUUUGGAUACAAUGAGGUUGUUCUAAAAGGAUCGGAGAAGAAGCUAAGCCUCCUUGGUCAGACCUGUGCUGUUUGUCUGGAGGAGUUCAGGAGCAGGGAGGAGCUUGGUGUUUGUCCCUGCUCACAUGCUUUUCACAAGAAGUGUUUGGUAAAGUGGCUGGAAAUCCGAAGUGUCUGCCCCAUGUGUAAUAAACCCAUCUGCAGGCUCCAUCCUGACCCUCCGCAGGGGGCCGAGGUCCUACAGAACCCCCUGCAGGUGUGACAGAAGAGGCAUGGUGUCAGGAAGAGAAAGAUAGAAGAGUCUCUUGUCAUGUGGAACUUGUUCAGCUUCAAUCGAGAACGAUGUUUAAAGAAAACAUUGUCAGAUGAUAUCAUGUAGCCCACUCCAAUAUCAACUGACUUCCUUUCUACCACUUCAAAAAAAAAAAAAAAAAAAAAAAAAAACUACUUCGCUGUCCAACGAGGACAGCUAGCCUUAAUAAAAUUGAGGUCAUAUGGAUGGGUUAAGUUGAGUUAAGUUGAUCAGUUGCACAGUACAUGGAUGCAUUGAGAACACAUGGCACAAUAUACUAUAUAUAUAUAUUCAGAAAAUUGCCAGUGGUAGAGGACACUAUAAUACCACAGACAAAUAAGCAAUCAUUAUAUGAACAAAUUUGUCAAAAGAAAGCAUUUUAGUGUCCCAGCCCUGGUCCAGAGGGUGAUGAUCUUGUAAUAUUUUCAUUUAUUCAUUCAUUCUUCUUCAGUAGCCUAGUCAGGGUCAUUAUGGAUCCAGAGUCUAUCCUGGGAACACUAGCUGUGAGGUGCAAAUACACCCUGGAUGGGUUGCCAGUCCCAACAUAGUCAAUCAUAGGGCACCAUGCACACACACACUAACACAUUAACAUUUUUAUCUUGCCAAAAUGUGUUUCUGAAAUAAAACAGUGGAUCACCAAGAACCUACUGAAUAUGAAUAACCUAAUUAUUAUUAUUAUUAUUUUUAAAUGCCUGUCAUCAUGGUAGUCCCAGCACUCCAGAUUCAGGAUCAGGUUUGGGAGAACAGAAGUUUUGGGUAGUGUUUAAGUUAUUUUGAAGUAGUUAUUUUAUAUUGUAUACACUCCUCAAUAAAGUGUAUGAUUUCA
This is a messenger RNA of Pangasianodon hypophthalmus (striped catfish), 2416 nucleotides long. Its product is annotated as RING finger protein 122. The transcript is spliced from 7 exons. NCBI's taxonomy places the organism in Eukaryota, Metazoa, Chordata, Actinopteri, Siluriformes, Pangasiidae. Gene Ontology annotation, cellular component: endomembrane system. The coding region runs from base 1069 to 1560 and encodes 163 amino acids. Gene Ontology annotation, molecular function: ubiquitin protein ligase activity; zinc ion binding. The record is from RefSeq and is a predicted model, not a curated record.